Molecule: messenger RNA, 1755 nt
Organism: Klebsormidium nitens
Lineage: Eukaryota; Viridiplantae; Streptophyta; Klebsormidiophyceae; Klebsormidiales; Klebsormidiaceae
Source: the annotation of a GenBank genome assembly
AUGGGGUUGGGAAGACGUUGCUCUGCGCUGUUCAACAGGGACAACCAGCAGGUUGCCCCCCCCUUGACGUGCCCCAAGGCAGCAAUGAAAGCCCUCGCGGACCAGCCUAUCUGUACCUCGGCCAGCCAUUUGAUGCAAGCACUGGACGGUAUCUGCCUGGAACACGGGUCAUAUCCAAGUGUCUGGAUGGGUUCUCAGACCCACACGGAGCAUCUGGGGGGCAACCCUGGCUGUCCUCCUAUCACCAACACGGGUUCUGAGCACACGGUAUUUUAUGACGGCAAGCUCGAUGCUUUUCGCCGCUUCUUCUCGAAUGGUGUGGUCGCCACGUGCGGGGCUGACCUCUCAAUAAGAGCUGUUUGUAACCCGGAUACGAGUUGGAGUCCGUCCACAAUCAAAUGUGAGAAAGCGCCGGUUACAGGAUCAUGCCCGCCGCUCACUUUGUCUGGGCGAGGCGCCAACGGGCCUUUCGUGCUGUACAACCAGGACCCCAACAGCGACGGCCGAUAUCCUGCAAACACGGUUGCGACCGCCAAGUGCUUGGAUGGUUAUAUAGAUUCAAACGCCGCCAGCGGCUUCUCGUCAGGCGCUUACUGCCAAUCAGACGGGACGUGGACGGGGUCGUUGACUACCGCGACAUGCAAGGAUGGCUGUCCUUCUGCGAUACAAGUGAACGGUAACCCGCCCGGUCAAGUGUGUUACUCGGGCGUCCUCGGCCGUAAUAAUGGCCGCUACUCGGAUCGCGUGUACGCUAGGUGCAGCAUCAAUUCGAACGACCCCAACGGUGCCGCCGUCUGCACGCCGUUGGGCACUUGGUACCCGUCGUCCAUAACCUGCGCGGCCUCGGCCUGCGGUGCAAACGACCCCCAUUUCGAACUCACGGGGCUGGCCGCUACGAACGAUACGUUUACAUUCGACUUCCACGGACAGAGCCAAAUGUGCUAUUGUGCUGUGACGGACACGCGGCUGGCGCUCAACGUGCGCAUGUUUGGCCUUCCCCCGGGCACCACGAUCCUCGAGGGCCGCCGCGACGACCCGUUCUUCGAGGGCACGUGGAUGGACGCACUGGGCAUCUUGUACGCUGACGUCAACGGGACGAAUCAUAACGUCAGCGUCGUCAUGGAUCCGGACCUGGACCGGGCCGGCCAGCCGUCGCUGUCCGUCGCGUUCCAGAGCCAAGCCGUCGCCGAAUACAAGGGCCAGUCGAAUGCCACGUGGACCAGCUCAGACGGCGCCACGUCCAUCACGCGCGACUUCCGCAACGGCUCCGACUCCGUUCGGGUUGUCAUCGCCGGACUUCUGGACGUCAACAUCGUGACGAGCCGUGAACAAGAGCUGAUCACCGACCCCCCGAUCCACUUCCUCAACUUCUUCAUCAACUCGAUGGCGGUCGGCCCGUCGGUUCACGGGAUGUACGCCCCGGGCGCUGUGGAGGCCCGUCUGGCAAUGGGCACGCUCGAGGGACUGCGCCACCGCGAGUACGUCGAGGGAGCAGACGACGACUACCAGACGUCAUCCCUGACGUCACCCGACUGCAGCUUCAACCGCUUCGGACAGGCCUCCGAUGCUGGUGGGAACGUCGCUGACGCGUCUGCUAUAGGCGACAGCUCACUUCUCGGGAGCAAGGGCGCCGGCCCUCAGCGGCGCCUACGCGCACUCGACUCGGUUCGCCCAAUCUUGCCGUCCGUCCGCCAGGUCCGCUGCCGCAGGCUCGAUGACCGCAACGCUUUUGAGUGCGCGGUUGGCGAAGCGUGA